AUGGCACAAUCUGCACCUUCCGCAGAACCUUACUGGCUAGGUCGAGCUUCAGACGAGCAGAAGCGUCUGCUUAAGCAACACACAAUAUGGACACGGAGCAUCAGCUACCUGCUGCACCCCAGCGUGUCGGCUGCGCUUCCUGAAAACGCCCGCAUUGCAGACGUAGGAACCGGGACUGGCAUCUGGCCGCUGGAAAUGAGCCAGGCCUCUCCCUCAAGCUACACGUUCCAUGGACUCGAUAUUUCCUCCGACCAGUUCCUCGCCGCGGAUUCGCUACCGCAAAAUGUCACCCUGGGACUCGCUGAUUUCUUCCAGCCGUUUCCCGCUGAGCUGCGCGGCACUUUCGACCUCGUCAAUGUUCGCCUCAUUAUCAUCAGCCUCGGCCCCGUCGCCGUGUGGACCAAGGUCCUGGCCAACAUCCUCACGCUACUCAAACCGGGUGGCGCAGUGUGCUGGACUGAAGGCAAUUUCCUCAUUGCGAGGGGAUUCCGUGGCGCGCCGCCGCAGGCAACUGCCGGACAUAACCUCACGACCGCACAGCUGCAGUUGAACAACACCCUGAUUCGCCGCUUUGGGUAUAGUUUCCCGUCAUUUAAAACCUUAUUUGAGGACGCGGGCUUGUUGCGCGUCGAGGAAGACGUACUGAGUACAGACCGGCUGCCGGAGCAGCGGGCCGAAUUCACGGAAUUGGGGAUUGGGGCUGUGUUUGCGGGGCUGAAGAACUUGGCCAAGGUCAAGGAGGAUGGGUAUUGGGACGAUGCUGAGGUGGAGAGGAGGAGGGGUUUGGCGCUGAGCGAUAAGGAGAGCGGCGCGUAUCUGAGAUGGGAUAUACACGUCGGUGUUGGAUUCAAGGCAGCGUGA
Boeremia exigua is the source of this 861-nucleotide messenger RNA. RefSeq names its product S-adenosyl-L-methionine-dependent methyltransferase. The transcript is spliced from 2 exons. The coding region runs from base 1 to 861 and encodes 286 amino acids. The record is from RefSeq and is a predicted model, not a curated record. NCBI's taxonomy places the organism in Eukaryota, Fungi, Ascomycota, Dothideomycetes, Pleosporales, Didymellaceae.